This is a messenger RNA of Meyerozyma guilliermondii ATCC 6260, 1311 nucleotides long. RefSeq names its product tRNA (guanine-N2-)-methyltransferase. The transcript has a single exon. The coding region runs from base 1 to 1311 and encodes 436 amino acids. Gene Ontology annotation, molecular function: nucleic acid binding. NCBI's taxonomy places the organism in Eukaryota, Fungi, Ascomycota, Pichiomycetes, Serinales, Debaryomycetaceae. Gene Ontology annotation, cellular component: cytoplasm. The record is from RefSeq and is a predicted model, not a curated record. Gene Ontology annotation, biological process: methylation.
AUGAUAGACUACCUCAUAUACUUUGCACAAGCAUACCCCGAGUUUCGUCGUGCAGAACUCGAAUCUUUGGCCCAUCUUUAUGAUAUACCGCUCGAUAUUCUGCAUCAUGAUCCUUCUACUCCGUUCUUAAUAGUACAAUUGCGCAACGACGAGGAUGCCAGAAAAUUGCUUGAUCGUGCAGUUCUUUCGAGAGGAAUCUACGAGCUUUGGGGAGUGGGUGAAACGUUAGAACAACUUCAUACGAGUGUUCGGUCGAUAUCAGAGCAUCGCUUCGAAGAAAAAAAACGUAACCUGUUUCGGUUUGACUUUGAAGGUUAUAUGGGUACGCGUACUCGAGAGCAAAAAAAUGCUAUCAUAGAAUCUUUUGCAUACUUGGGAUUUCAAGGAAAAGUCAAGUUGAAAAACCCGGACGAAAUUUACACUGUAUUGGAAUUGUAUCGGACCAAUGGCCAAACAAAGGCUGAAACUCCGUUGAAAUUAUGGUUUGGUCGUCAGGUACAACUCAGUGCUCGGUCCAAUGGUGUUUUGGAUAAGUAUGAUUUGCGUCGUCGAAAGUAUAUUGGCACCACAUCUUUCGAUGCCGAGUUGUCUCUUGCUAGUUGCAACAUUGCCCAGGUUAACCACGAUAAAAUCGUGUAUGAUCCAUUUGCUGGUACUGGCUCAUUUAUGGUUACAGCCGCUAACUUUGGAGGACUUACUAUAGGCUCUGAUAUUGACGUCAGAAUGCUCAAAGGAAAAGGAGAUAAAGAUAUUGCUUCCAACUUCAAACAGUACGGCACGUCUCUCCAUUUCUUGGACACAAUGACCAUGGAUUUCACGAACAAUGCCCUUCGUCAUGACUUUCCUAUUGACACAAUUGUAUGUGAUCCGCCUUAUGGAGUGAGAGAAGGAUUACGAGUAUGUGGAGCUCGUGAUCCUGCCAAGGCGGCAGGAAGAGAAGAUGUUAUAAUUGACGGAGAAAAGGCUCAUUUACGGCGUGACUUUAUACCUCCAAAGAAACCGUAUGAGCUUUCAGAUCUACUUGGAGAUUUGUUGGAUUUUGCAGCCCGACGUCUACCGGUUGGAGGAAGACUUGCGUUCUGGAUGCCUACAGCCAACGAUGAGUUUCAACCACAUCAUGUUCCGCAGCAUCAAAGCUUACAGCUCUUGUACAAUUUGGAACAAGAAUUUAACAAAUGGUCGCGGCGUCUUUUGGUUUACGUGAAAAUGAAUGAAAGUUACGAGGGAAAAACCAUCAAUGGACUCAAGGAGAAUGUGCAUUUCAGAGACAGAUAUUUCAGCCGGUUCAACGACAAGAGCAAACAAGUAUAA